ACGUUUUACGUCUAUAAUAUAAGGAAAAACAUUUAAAUUAUGCGUAAUAAAACAUUCAAUUUUUUAUAAUAAAACAAUACUACUUGAUUAGUAACAUAAAUAGACUGUGACACAAAAAGUUCCUUGACUACUUCUAUAGUUAACACAGCCAACAACUUAUUUGACCAAUAAAACGAAAUUUAAAAAGAAGACUUUAGUGUAAGUUCUAACCUCUAACCUUAGAUCUAACUUCUAAAAUUGGAAAAGUUUUAUUUUUCUUUGAAAUUUCUAGAAUUUAUUAUUUUAUACAGAAAAUAUUUAUGGCAGCUGAAAAUGUUGGUGUAUCAGAUAUUAAAAAGAUAUCUGAUGAAGAUAGACAAUUUAAAGUUAAAGCUGCAAUCUUCCUCUCUGGAGUAUCUGGUAUAUCAGCCCUCAUAGGAUUUGGAGCAACAUUAGCAUCUGCAAAAAGGCAAGACCCAAAACAUUUUGGAAUUGGAAUGACACCAACAAGAGAAUUGUCCGAGACAGGGGCGUCUUUAGCAUUACGAGCUCUAGGAUGGGGAACUUUAUACGCAUUUGCAGGAUGUGGAGUGCUGUUUUAUGGUAUUUGGAAACUGUCAGGAGCUAAGAAUUUACAAGAAUUCAGAUAUAAAAUGGGUUCUGCUCUUCCUGUGAUACCUAGGAAUAAUCCACCUCAAGGAAGGACUGAAUUUAGUGGAUUGAAUGAUCUCUUAGACUACUUGCAACAUCAAAAAGGUGUAAACGACAAAUAAAUUAUUAGAGAUUAUGAAA
This is a messenger RNA of Diabrotica virgifera virgifera (western corn rootworm), 771 nucleotides long. Its product is annotated as transmembrane protein 242. The record is from RefSeq and is a predicted model, not a curated record. The coding region runs from base 300 to 752 and encodes 150 amino acids. The transcript is spliced from 3 exons. Lineage: Eukaryota; Metazoa; Arthropoda; Insecta; Coleoptera; Chrysomelidae.